AUGGAUGAGCGGAUCAAAGGGCUUAAGGCCCAAACACCUGAGGACAUGGCGAGAGAGUUCACUGCUUCGAUAGUGAAGACUCCCUUUUUGGAUGAAAUAGAAUGGGUGGCAAGACCCAAGAAGUUCACAAUGCCAAAGUUCACCAAGUUCAACGGAACUGGAGACCUCCUCCAACAUCUCAAUCAUUACACUCAGGAGAUGACAUUGGAAACGCAUAAUGAUCCAUUCAUAUGCAAAAUCUUUCCAUCCAGCCUAACAGGAGUAGCCCUGGAAUGGUUUAAGAACUGCCCGUGUAAGUCCAUUUUGAACUUUGAGACACUAUGCAUUGCGUUCCUGGCACAGUAUUGCAGAAACAAGAAGCAGAAAAAGACUAUUGCUAAUCCCUUCAUGAUUUGGCAAAUGAAGGGGGAGGGUUUACAAGCCUUUCUUACUCAAUUCAACAUGGAGUCUUUAGGUAUCCCGGAUUGCAAUCAGGAUACAGCCAUAGAGGCAUUCAAGAUAGCUAUGGUGCAAGGCUCACAUUUUCAUUCCUCACUGAAAAAGAGCCCGAGCAGGUCAAGGGCUCAUCGAGAACCCUCGAGUAUCGAGGGGAGAACUCUGGAGAAGAAAUCCAGAAUAGCCGAGAAAGUCACACCUCUUAAGGUAACACUAGUAAGGUUGUAUCAGGAGGCUAAGGAUAGAAACAUUUUCCAGAUCCCACCACUAAUCAGACAACCAAUGGAACAAAGAGACCAAAGUUACAACCAGAUGCCGAUGGACCCUUCAGAUGAAAAGAAAACUUCUUUCAUUACCGAACGUGGGACCUACUGUUACAAAGUAAUGCCCUUCGGACUAAAGAACGUAGGGGCAACUUAUCAACAGCUAAUUAAUAAAGUGUUCGAAAAGCAGAUCGGCCGAACAAUUGAGGCUUACAUAGACGACAUGGUUGUAAAAAGCAAGGAUAAGAAAGAUCAUCUGCAAGAUGUAUUCGACACUCUCAGGGAGAAUAAAAUGAUGUUAAAUCCAGUAAAGUGUUUCAUUUGGGGUUUCCUCAGGCCAAUUCCUCAGUCAUUUGGUGAACAAGAGAGGAAUAGAGGCAAACCCUGCCCAGUUGACAAAACUGCUACAGAAUUAAGAACCUCAAACCAUGAAGGAAGUCCAAAUUAUCACCGAGAGAAUAGCGGCUCUUAG
Molecule: messenger RNA, 1170 nt
Organism: Cornus florida
Lineage: Eukaryota; Viridiplantae; Streptophyta; Magnoliopsida; Cornales; Cornaceae
Exons: 3
Coding region: 1-1170 (389 amino acids)
Source: RefSeq, a predicted model, not a curated record